Molecule: messenger RNA, 4202 nt
Organism: Phacochoerus africanus (Common warthog)
Lineage: Eukaryota; Metazoa; Chordata; Mammalia; Artiodactyla; Suidae
Gene: SLC9A5
Product: solute carrier family 9 member A5
Exons: 16
Coding region: 514-3228 (904 amino acids)
Biological process (GO): proton transmembrane transport; regulation of pH; sodium ion transport
Cellular component (GO): membrane
Molecular function (GO): sodium:proton antiporter activity
Source: RefSeq, a predicted model, not a curated record
GCCCCCUGCAGUCUGCACGGGGCAGUGCCGGGGCCCGCGGCCUCAUUACCCAGGGUCGGCUGCUUACAGCCGGCGGGCACCCCAGUGGCAGUGCCGCAUUCCUCCCGCCUGGACCCAGCUCCCUGGCAGACCCCCGUCACCCUCGCCUCCGGCCAGUUCUACGCAACGGUGUCCCUAGAGGACUGUGGCCGCUCACGGCUCUGAAUCCGGGUCGGGGAGGUUUAGAGAAGGUUUGGGGGAGCGGACUCGAUGGAAUAGGUUGCAGGACUUAGGGGAAGGCUGCGCCGGGGAAUUUCCAGAGCCGAGACAGAUUUAGAGCGGAGGAGCAAGGGUCCAGAUUGCCGACGCUCAGGGCAGGGGCUCCGAGUCCAGACCUGGCUUGGGGGAAUCGGAACUAGGAUUGGGGGCAGCGGGCCCCACGUGCUCGUGACGCGGGGGCGGUCGGUAGGCGGUGGCGGCGACGCGGGGCCGGCGGCCGUGGGGCGCCGGGAGGGGUGCUAGGUUGGCGGCAGGAUGUUGCGCGCCGCACUGCCGCUGCUAGGGCUGCCCCUGGCGGGGGCGGGAACAACCGAAGAGCCCACCCUGGAGCUGGGGUCGCCGGGUGAGCCUCCCCCGGGAUUGGCGCUCUUCCGCUGGCAGUGGCAUGAGGUGGAGGCGCCCUACCUGGUAGCCCUGUGGAUCCUGGUGGCCAGCCUGGCUAAGAUCGUGUUUCACCUGUCUCGGAAGGUGACAUCUCUGGUCCCUGAGAGCUGCCUGCUGAUUUUGCUGGGACUGGUGCUUGGGGGCAUUGUCUUGGCUGUGGCCAAGAAAGCUGAGUAUCAGCUGGAGCCAGGCACCUUCUUCCUCUUCCUGUUGCCCCCUAUUGUGCUGGACUCAGGCUAUUUCAUGCCCAGCAGGCUGUUCUUUGACAACUUGGGUGCCAUCCUUACCUAUGCCGUAGUGGGCACACUCUGGAAUGCCUUCACAACAGGUGCUGCCCUCUGGGGCCUGCAGCAGGCUGGACUUGUGGCCCCUAGAGUGCAGGCUGGCUUGCUGGACUUCCUGCUGUUCGGGAGCCUCAUCUCAGCAGUGGACCCUGUGGCUGUGCUGGCUGUGUUUGAGGAGGUGCACGUCAACGAGACCCUCUUUAUCAUUGUCUUUGGCGAGUCCCUGCUCAAUGAUGCAGUCACCGUGGUGCUGUACAAGGUCUGCAACUCCUUUGUGGAGAUGGGCUCUGCCAACGUGCAGGCCACUGACUACCUGAAGGGAGUCGCCUCCUUGUUUGUGGUCAGUCUGGGCGGGGCAGCUGUGGGCUUAGUCUUUGCCUUCCUCCUGGCCCUGACCACACGCUUCACCAAGCGGGUCCGCAUCAUCGAGCCACUGCUGGUCUUCCUCCUCGCCUACGCAGCCUACCUCACUGCUGAAAUGGCCUCACUCUCCGCCAUUCUUGCGGUGACUAUGUGUGGCCUGGGCUGUAAGAAGUACGUGGAGGCCAACAUCUCCCAUAAGUCCCGCACAGCUGUCAAGUACACAAUGAAGACUCUAGCCAGCUGCGCCGAGACCGUCAUCUUCAUGCUGCUUGGCAUCUCGGCUGUGGACUCUUCCAAGUGGGCCUGGGACUCUGGGCUGGUGCUGGGCACCCUCUUCUUCAUCCUGUUCUUCCGAGCCCUCGGCGUAGUCCUGCAGACAUGGGUGCUGAAUCAGUUCCGGCUGGUCCCUCUGGACAAGAUCGAUCAGGUGGUGAUGUCCUACGGGGGCCUGCGAGGGGCUGUGGCCUUCGCUCUCGUCAUUCUCCUGGACAGGACUAAGGUCCCUGCCAAAGACUACUUUGUGGCCACCACUAUUGUGGUGGUCUUCUUCACAGUCAUUGUGCAGGGCCUGACCAUCAAGCCACUGGUCAAGUGGCUAAAGGUGAAGAGGAGUGAGCAUCAUAAACCUACCCUGAAUCAGGAGCUGCAUGAGCACACUUUUGACCACAUUCUGGCUGCAGUGGAGGACGUUGUGGGGCACCAUGGCUAUCACUACUGGAGGGACAGGUGGGAGCAGUUUGACAAGAAGUACCUGAGUCAGCUGUUGAUGCGGCGGUCAGCCUACCGCAUCCGGGACCAGAUCUGGGAUGUGUAUUACAGACUCAACAUCCGGGAUGCCAUCAGCUUCGUGGACCAGGUGGGCCGGCAGCCAAUGGGAGGUCACGUCUUGUCCUCUGCUGGGCUCACUCUGCCCUCAAUGCCCAGCCGCAAUUCUGUGGCCGAGACCUCUGUCACCAACCUACUGAGGGAAAGUGGCAGUGGAGCAUGUCUGGAUCUGCAGGUGAUUGACACAGUGCGCAGCGGCCGGGACCGUGAGGAUGCUGUGAUGCACCACCUGCUCUGUGGAGGCCUCUACAAACCACGCCGCAGGUACAAAGCCAGCUGCAGCCGCCACUUCAUCUCUGAGGAUGCACAGGAGCGCCAGGACAAGGAAGUCUUCCAGCAGAACAUGAAGCGGCGGCUAGAGACCUUUAAGUCCACCAAGCACAACAUCUGCUUCGCCAAAAGCAAGCCACGACCUCGCAAGGCUGGCCACAAGAAGAAGGAUGGCGUGGCUAACACUGAGGCUACAAAUGGGAAAUCUCCUCGAGCCCUGGGUUUCCAGGACACAGCUGCUGUGAUCUUAACUGUGGAGUCUGAGGAGGAGGAGGAGAGCGACAGUUCGGAGACAGAGAAGGAGGACGACGAGGGGAUCAUCUUUGUGGCUCGGGCCACCAGCGAGGUUCUCCAAGAAGGCAAGGUCUCAGGGAGCCUUGAAGUAUGCCCAAGCCCACGCAUCAUCCCUCCCUCCCCAACCUGUGCAGAGAAGGAGCUACCCUGGAAGAGUGGGCAGGGGGACCUGGCAGUCUAUGUUUCCUCAGAAACGACGAAGAUUGUUCCUGUGGACAUGCAGACAGGCUGGAACCAGAGCAUCUCAUCCCUGGAGAGCUUGGCAUCCCCGCCCUGUACCCAGGCCCCAACUAUGAGCCGCCUCCCUCCCUAUCCACUGGCUGCUGAAGAGCCCCGGGCCCCUCUCGACCUGCCUCCCGACCCUCGGCCUAGCUUUGCCUUUCCCCCAAGCUUGGCCAAGUCUGGCCGCUCUCGCAGUGAAAGCAGCGCUGACAUCCCCCGGCAACAGGAGCUGCAGCCCCUCAUGGGACAUGAGGACCACACCCAUCUUAGCCCAGGCACUGCCAACUCCCACUGGUGCAUCCAGUUCAGCAGAAGUGGCCGGCUGUAGCCCAGGGACUCAGGGAGAAGCAGGGGGCCAGCACUCUCACGUGAAGUCUUCUCUGCACAACGGGCAGAGGAGCCCACUCAGCUUGACAUGGGGUUAGAGGGACCUGGAAUGAAGAGGCAACUGGGCUCCCUUGGGGAAGGUCAGAAGGGUCUCCUGAGCUGGUCCUCACAGGGACCCUUUCCACCACCCUCCCUGCUCUUAACUCUUGCUACCGUCCCUUUCGGUAAGGCCCGUAUACUAGCACAAGACCCAGUCCAAAGCGUGUAAGGGGCUAGGCCCAGAGAUGUGGGUAGCAGAUGCCCCUUUCCCAGUGGGUCCUCCUGGGGUCACUCCAGGCAGCUGUUCUUGCCCCCAAAGCAAGGGUAUCAUUCCUCAGCUGACAGUGGCCUGUGUGCCCUCCACCCUUUCCCUAGCACCAGUUCAAGGACAGUGUCCUGGCAGUGGGGCUCCAUGAGGAGCUGGUCCUCAAAGGGAUUGGGAUGGGAGGUGCAGCAGGCUUUGCUGCCCUGUUGGGUCAGCCACCCACAGCCUAUUUGUUUAGGGGAGUGGGAAUCUGUCUCCACCCCUUGCUUUACCUUCUCCCCUUGCUGCCAGCCACUGGGGCAACAGUUCCUCCUUUUCCAGGACUAUGGCCACAGGCCGGGGCCAAGCUUCAGAUCAGGGCUGCUUCUUAGCUGGGGUCACUCUGGGGAAUCUGCUGCUCUGCAUCCAAGUGUGGAUCUUUCAGAUCCUUGGCUCUGGGUUUUCUGAGGAGGGGAGACAGUGACUUCAGGGCUCCCAUACAUCACCUCAUUAUUUCCUAAACAGGAAAGCAGCCAAGUAUCCCAGGGCUACUGCUCCAUUGCUCUGGGGGCUGGGAUGCCUGGCUGCAGAAGUAGGGAGGCUACUGAGUGGCUGGUGACUUUCCUUGGGUUAGCACCUGCCCUGUGUCUUGUACCUUCAGCCUAAGACACAUUAAACAUCUCUCAAAUGGA